AAAGCAGACGUAUAUAUCGGCGACGUUUGGUACGGGAGCGCGAGCGCGAGUGCAAGUACACGAAUAUAAAAUACGACAAGUUCUACUCGAGUCCAUUCGCCUACUGAUCUAAACGUUAACGCAGCAGUAUAAUAUAGUGCACAAAGGGCACUCUAGGACGCGGUUGCCGAAUUAACGUGCCAUACUAACAACAACAAGAAGCAACAUUUCCAUGGUCCAAGGCAAGCAGGAUGGCGGGCUCUGCCUCUGCAGGAGAAAAAUGCAGUUUCCAGUUACGGAGAAUAGGAGCCCCUGCAACAUGCAAAGGAAUAAAAGAUUCGUACAGAUUGCAAGAAAACAAGAUGCUGAUUGGUCGUCAUCUAUCUGCAGUUGACAUCUACCUGAACUCAUCAGUCAAUAAAAAACUAAUCUCAAGACAACAUGCUGAAUUGUGGAUAGAGUGCCAUCAUGACACACAAGUCGUGUAUCUACUUGAUAAAAGUACAAAUGGAACUUUCAUAAACGACAUCAAGAUUGUUGGCAAGGUGAGACUUACAGAGGGUGACACAUUGACCUUUGGGCACACUCAAGGAAUUAGAAUUCAACCUGGCAUGCACAAACAACAACCAAAGUCUGAAUUUAGAUUUGUGUUGGAAAAGGCGUCCUCCGAAAACACUCCACCCCAUAGUGCCAGCAGUUUUAUCUCAGAUAGGCAAUCUCCAUCAGCAUGUAGGCAUCAACAUAGUCCUGAUUUUGAGACAAAUGUUAGUACCAGUACAUCAAUGGAACUCUUGACCCAUCAAGACCACUAUCAAGAAGGUGCAGUCAAUGGACAAGAAUGUUUCCAAAGUUUGCCUUGUACUACAAAUGUGAAAUUAUCACCUGUAGUCUGUCAGUCAUCACCAAAGAUAUGCACUGUGGAUUGUAACCAGUUAAAGUGCGACUUCAGAGAUGACACAGUUGCUGCACUCUCUGCUGAACCUUUCACUACAUGUCAUCAGCAAGGCCCAGUUCAUCAGAAGAGAACAGAGGAAUUUAGUGAGGAUGCAGAGAAGACUAAACUCCAUAAUACAGAAACAGAUAAUGAAUUACUGGAGUUGACAUCUAUCAUCAGUGCUAAGGCAGCAAAAUUUGACUCUUCAGAUUCAGACAGGGACUUGGAGGAAUUACUCCCAGUGUUUCCUAAAACGCAACAACAUUUACCACCUUCAAAGUGUAUUUAUCCACGGACAUAUCCAGAUGCAAUUGCAUUAGAAAACUCAAGGUAUGAAGCUUUCAAGUUGGAGAGUAUUCCUCGUUCAUCACAAGUACUGUCAAUAGCGCAGUCUCAGCUCUCCUCUGAUGAUGAUACAUACUCUAGCUCAGCUUGUCAUCAUGUUGACGCCACACAUGCUAACCAUUUGCCAACUUUAAGUACCUCACUUGUACCGCAGUUCACCUCAAAACAGACAUCACCACAGAACAUUGAUGGAGCCAAGUGCAAAAACAGAGGAGGCCAUGCAGUAACAAACAGAAAGAAGAAGAAACGAAGACAAGGAUACCUGAGAACAAGUACUAAAUCAAACAGUGGAGUAGACGCAAUUGCUGCACAAGAUUUGGAGGCAGAAGUGUGUGACUCAUAUGAAUGCUGCAAACCUACAGAUAAGACUGUUGAUUGGGUACAAUGUGAUCGCUGUGACAAGUGGUUCCAUGUUGCGUGCGUCGGCUGUGAUUAUGAUACAGUCAAGAAGGAUUCGGCUGCAUUUAACUGCGGAUGUACCCACAAAUUUUAGACUUUCAUUCUCAUACAAGCGUACAAAAAUACAAGUGUGACAUGUUGGUUAGUAAUCAUUAUCAUGAAAAAUAAUCGUAGAUUUUCACGUCAAUUUAAUAUAAAUGUAAAAGUAAUCACCAAUGGUUUCUGUGUUAAGCUGUUUAUUGUCUUAACAUACAAUGCACAUAUGCGUGUCGUAAAGUUGCCCAAAAGAGCACUAUGAUUUGUAAGUCAUUUUUAUAUGAAGUAAACUUGACCGUUGCUUUUGAACGUUAAGGUCAUGCACGUAUACGUCCAUGCAAUAUAUAAACAUAGAUUUAAUUGCACUACACUUCGAGAGAUUUACUCAUUACAAAUUUGAUGUUUUUAUGUCAAGUUCAUGGAAGCACGAAUAAAUACAUUAAGUGAACAUAGAUUUAAUUUUUUUUCAAAAGUUUUUGCAUUACACUUCGAGAGAAUUACUCAUAAAUUAAAUAUUUGUUGAUGUAAAUAAAAAAAAAACGCAUUCUUUUUGAAUAAAUUUUACGCAACUGCGUGUCCCAGAAACAAUU
This is a messenger RNA of Patiria miniata (bat star), 2283 nucleotides long. RefSeq lists its product as uncharacterized. Lineage: Eukaryota; Metazoa; Echinodermata; Asteroidea; Valvatida; Asterinidae. Gene Ontology annotation, molecular function: protein binding. Bases 231 to 1751 code for a protein of 506 amino acids. The transcript has 8 exons. Gene Ontology annotation, biological process: regulation of gene expression. The record is from RefSeq and is a predicted model, not a curated record. Gene Ontology annotation, cellular component: nucleus.